AUGCAAGUCCCUUCUUCGAACUCUUGUUCACCACGAGAAACCACUGCGACCAACUUCGCAUCUGAAGCAACGCAAGUUUCAGGAGAACUCAUCAAUACUACUAACUACAUGGGGCCAAAUAUGGAUCAAUACCAUCAGGAGAAGCUACAACAAAGAAGAUCACCUGUGUCCAGCGGUAGCAACACCACAAUGAUAAGUAAAGGACACCAAGGUGGACAAGAUGAUGGACAUUGCAGCUCAAUCCAGUUCAAAUCAGGCAAGCCAAGUGCGCACUCAAAUUUGUUGAAAAAUACAUUGGCGAGCAAUACAAUGAUGACCACCACUACACCUGAAGUAUUAUGCCCUUCUUCCCAUCUGAUAUCAUCGUCAUCCUUAUCCAGACCGUUACCACAAGAAGAACCACGAGAAGAACGACACGAACCACAUCAAUCAUCCAAUCAUCACCUCCUCCACGACUCCGUCCUUGGUGCUACUACCAAUCCUGUUCACUCCUCCUUGUCGGGGAAACACGAAGAAAAGACCACCGCCAUAGUCAUUACUCCCACGAACCACCAUCACGACCUUCUCCUCGUUCUAAAUCAAGCCAAGAACAAAAUGAAUGUAGCGGCCAUGAGCGAUGAGGAGAAUCAUCCACCCACGAAUAGUAGCAGUAGCAGUAGCAGCACCACGGAAAGGAGGAUCAUGGCAUCAACAACGACAGACAUGGCCACGUCGAAUGGCUCUCCUCCAAUAAGUUCUUCAUUAUUGACUCCUAAUCAGAUUGCAAACACAAACACAACAGCAACGGGAACGGGAACCAGGCUUCCUUCUCUUCUCUCACCACCACCACCACUAUCCUCUUUCCAACCACCACCACACAACCAGCCUCAAUACUCUUCCGGAAGUUCUGUGUUGUUAUCGGCCACUUCCAUGAGUCCCCUUCCUCCUCCUUCCAUGCUUUUAUUACAAGAGCAUGAACAACAACAUUACCAAUCCUCCCUUUUAUUGAUGCAUCAUAGUAACAAUAACCAGCAGAGCAGUCAGAACAGCCACAUGACCACCACCAACACCUCCACGAAGACGGAAUCCAAAGCCGAAAGUACCACCACCACUACAAGUGAAUCUGGUGUCGCAAAUGGCGCUGACUCCUCUGUCCAUCAUGCUCCAUGGCGGAUGCAUGCAUCUAGUACAACCACCUCUUCGGCUGCAAUGGGUCAUAGCGUGGCAACCACCACUUUGCCCAUUCCUGUCCAUCACCUGAGUCAUCCACCUAGUUUGCAUCCCAAUAACCCACAACCACAAAACAACAACAGCAGUAUCACGGAUGGAUCUUCUCAUCUCACAACAAGCAUGAACAUCCAACAAAACAACAUGCCGAUGCAACACCGAGAAGGAAGUGUCAACAAUCCAACCAUUAGUACCAGCAAUAAUAGUACAACACCAUCAUCAACACCAUCAUCAACACCAACAACAACAACACGAACGAAUCAUUUGGUGCAACCUCCAUCCAGCAAGCAAAAAUUAGGAGGCCAACCAUCGAUCAAACAAGAUGGAAAGAAGGCAAGCGGUGGUGGUAGUGGUGGAGAAGGAACGACCUCUGGUGGUGGUAGUGAGAAUUCGAACAAAACAUGUGUUAUUUGUGGAAAAGCAGAUACAGGCAACAAGUAUAUUAGUUAUACUAUUAACGAAUCGAAUAUUGCGCAAUACAGAGGAUGUUUUGCACAUGUGCCCAAUAUUAAUAUUGGAGAUGGAGUUUGCAAGAACUGUUACGCAAAGAAAUACAAAUUCGUGACGGGUCUUUCGAUCAAUAAGGUGAAACGAAAACCUGGAUCCACACCUCAAACAUCCUCUCAACAACAACAACAUUCUCACACUCCCACUUCAAACACUUCAAAACCUUCUUCUUCUGCUCAACAACGUGUCACUACUACUUCAUUGAACAAAACAUCAUCGAGAGGAAAUGCACAUGCAUCGUCCUUGUCAUCAUCAUUCUAUUCACAACCAACAACACUGUCAUCAUCUUCUCAUCAUCAUGCUACAAGUGGUGGUGGUGCUGCUGGAUACAUUUCCCCAUCGAUCAGUGAAAAUCAGAGAGUAAUAUCUGCUGCAUAUCCGUAUUGUUCGACUACUGGGGAAUCAUUUGCUAAUAGUGGAAAUCACGAAUAUCAUCAUCUUUCAAAUGAACAGCAACAGCAACAGUUUUAUCAAACAUCACCUGACGAACGACACUCUUAUCAUGAUCAAUAUUAUCGUGGACGAACUAUUUCUUCGGAAAUGCAUGAAGUGUCUCAUUCCAACAGUUCAUUGUCGAGAACAACUUCUAAAAGUUCAAUUCCUUCUUCUUCGUAUUCUCAACAACAACAACACUAUUCACAAAGAUUAUCUUCUUCUUCUUCGUAUGAGACUCCUAGGACUUCUCCUAUGAGUAGAGAUUAUUUGUAUCAUCCUUAUGCUGCUCGAUCCACAUCGUCGACGACGCAUCAUCAUCACUCUACUAAUUACCAUUCAGAAGCUGCACAUCAUCAACCAUCCACCACCUACACAUCUUCUCCUCCUUCCUAUCAUUCAGAUUAUUAUGCAAAUUCCAUCGUGGAGAGAGGAAGUGGUGGUGGAGGAGGAGCAGUGUCACCCAUGUCACGAUCGUACUAUCCACCAGAAAAUGCACAUCCACCUUCAUCCAUGGGAAGAAUGCCACCUUAUGUAAAGUCAACAUCUCCUCCCUACCACACCUCUCCCUCUAAUGAGCUUUAUCCAGAUGCUUUAAUGCCAGCAUCACAUUCUUCUCAUCGAAGAGAAAGUAAACAUUCAUUACCUUCUCAUCGAUAUCAUCCCUAUGUAUCUUCCACAUAUACUGAUUCCUCACAAAAAGAAGGUUUAAAACAUGUCGUCAACUCUUCCUUGCCAUCAUCAGAGGUUGCUACAUCAAGAAAUCUUCCUUAUGGAGUGGUUUCUACAGGAGUGGCCGUACCAUCUCAAGAAACAGGCAAGAGAGAAGCGAGAGCCUCUCACUACGAUCCUCUUCGAGACAAUUCUUCGAACCAUUUACAUUUUACUGCCAUGUCAGGAGUUUCUCAAAAUAAGCAAGAACAUCGAAACACAGAAAAUGAUCCAAUGAAAGACUCUAAAAGUAAAUUACCUAGCGUGAAGGAUUUGUUAAAUUUUCCCAGUGAAUCAAACACGAACACUGAUGACCCGAGUGGGUUCAAGAAAGCAAACAAUCCACAAAAUGAAAUCAAUCGGCAGUCAUCUUUUUUUUCCAAGUUCAUAGAUGACACGGCUUAUAAGAAACUACCGAAAGAAUCAUACAUGAGCAUGACGGAUGGAAUGAGUCAAAUGGAAAAGUUUAAUUUAAUGGAUAUUUCUCAACAACGCAUGGUAGAUAUUAUUCUUUCAUUUGUCACAGAGAAGGUGCCAUCAGAAUCUUUUUCUACGAGAAUGUCCAUUCCAAGACAUGUUACACUCUCUGAUUUAAGAGAAAACAUUAAUGAACGAGCAAGAAAAUGCUACUUGUUGGAAGGAUGCAACGCUCACAUUCCAAACGUUGGAAAUAUUUUGUUAACAAGGGAUGAACGUAACUUUAUCGAAAUCGAUGACAAUUUUUGUUUGAGCAACAGAUUUGAAAAUAAUGACAUGCUGAAAGUUGUUAUGCAAUCAACAGAAUGA
This is a messenger RNA of Naegleria fowleri, 3642 nucleotides long. RefSeq lists its product as uncharacterized. The transcript has 4 exons. Lineage: Eukaryota; Heterolobosea; Eutetramitea; Acrasida; Naegleriidae. The coding region runs from base 1 to 3642 and encodes 1213 amino acids. The record is from RefSeq and is a predicted model, not a curated record.